Ambispora gerdemannii is the source of this 327-nucleotide messenger RNA. The record is from the annotation of a GenBank genome assembly. Lineage: Eukaryota; Fungi; Glomeromycota; Glomeromycetes; Archaeosporales; Ambisporaceae.
AUGAGCAGUUCACAUAAAAAACCAGCACCUUUAAGCCCAACUGCCCUACGUACGGCAGAGUUAACGAACACACGAACGGCUUUUCGAACAGAGUUUGAAGAAAGUAUUGGGUGGUAUAAUGCGGUAAAAUUAGAAGAGGGUGUAUAUUUUCAGUAUCCGGAUAAUAUCGAAUUGGAGGGGUCGUUAUAUCAUAAAGUUCAAGCGGUACUGAAAGAGAUUAUAAGUUCGGAACCUGAAUUAGCCCAGGAAAUUAAAUCGGGUACAAAAGAUUUGGAGGCAUUAGAAGAUCAUCCAAAGAUCAAAGAAAACUUUCCAACGACAUCUUAG